Microcebus murinus (gray mouse lemur) is the source of this 8972-nucleotide messenger RNA. It is a transcript of the gene MAN1A2, whose product is annotated as mannosidase alpha class 1A member 2. Gene Ontology annotation, cellular component: Golgi membrane; endoplasmic reticulum; extracellular exosome. The record is from RefSeq and is a predicted model, not a curated record. Gene Ontology annotation, biological process: mannose trimming involved in glycoprotein ERAD pathway; carbohydrate metabolic process. Gene Ontology annotation, molecular function: mannosyl-oligosaccharide 1,2-alpha-mannosidase activity; calcium ion binding. Lineage: Eukaryota; Metazoa; Chordata; Mammalia; Primates; Cheirogaleidae.
GCCCGGGGACGCCCAUUCGUGAGUCGGGGCCGGUAGGCCGGCCCGCGCGCCGUCGCCAUCCCCCUUCACGCUCCGGUCCCUCUCAGGCGUGCGCCCAGCGGGCAUCGGACCGGCGGCUGUUCCGCGCUCACCAGGCCUAGGGAGGCAGGGGACGAAGACCGGGCCGCAGCCCUGCGCCGCGUGGGCGCGCUACCUCUCCGGCAGCCGCCGCCAGGGCGAGUGGCUGCGAGCCACCGGAGGCAGCGCGGAGGAGGCCCCCACGGCGGCCGCCGGCCGGGAAGGAGACGGAGCCGACCUCUGCCAGCCCGAGGCGCGGCUGCUCCCGCGCGCCCGGGGCCGCCCGCCGUCUCAAGGCUGAGCGAGGAAUGAGCAGGCGCCUGCUCCGGGCUCUCGGAGCGAGGGCCACGGCUCGGCUUCUUCCCACGCUGCAGAGGCGCGGGGGCUCGACCACUGCGGCCGGGAGCGGCGGGGUCAGCGGCCGGCUGGCCGGGGGAGCAGGCGCCGGGGUUAACUGAGCCGGCCGCGGACGGGAGGAGGAGGAGCCGCCGGGCGGGGGCGGCUGCCGCGCCUCCCCUCCCCCGCACACGCCGGGGCUUCUCAGUGGCCGCCGAGGAGGAAGUUCCGCUCCCUGACAGACCCGUGCGGUAGCAACAGCGGCGGCGGCCGCGGCGGCUCGCUGGGCUCCGGUAUUUUGGACGCGACUGCCCUUCGUGCCAGCCGUCGAGGGGGCAGCGUCGGAGCUCUCUGCCCCGAGCCUGCCAGGCAGCGUAGGGGAGCGCGGGCAGCCGAGAACUCCUUCCUGCUACUUCACCCAGCACUGCCGCUUCAGCUUCCCGGCGAGGUGGGAGACCUUCCUCCCUGUUUGCAGACUUCCGUGGAGACCCUUAUUUUUCCCCUUCUGAGGAUAAAAGGUUCUGGAAUAGAAGAGUCAGAGGAAAUUAACCAUCUACAACUGCUUGGAUCUCACCUGGCUCCCUUUUGGGGCGGAAGACGACAUUUGAGCAUCUCACUGAGAUGCAGGAAUGGAACAACCUACCUUGCAGCUUCUCUGCAGUGUGGCUUGCCUAAUUUACCCCUAAGAAUGAAGAGGAGACUUAUAAUAACCCGAUGAGGCACUGAAAGCCAAAUGGCAAAGAAGAUAUCACAGGACAGACUAGUUACCGUUUGGGAGGAACACACCCGUUUCUGAAUGUAAUUGGACGAGCGUGGAAGAAGUGCCCUCUUAAAAAGCACAACAGUCCUUUAAGAGGAGAGAAACUGAGUUUCCCCAUUUUUGCCAAGGUCUUGAAGACAAUUCAAUGUAUUGUUCAUUUGAUGUAAGAUGAGAACUUUAUAAAGUAUUCUGUCCACGAGCGUAAAGGAUGACUACCCCAGCCCUGCUGCCCCUCUCUGGACGUAGGAUACCACCUCUGAACUUGGGGCCGCCCUCCUUCCCACAUCACAGGGCUACCUUGAGACUUUCUGAGAAGUUUAUCCUUCUCCUUAUUCUUAGUGCCUUCAUCACCCUGUGUUUUGGGGCAUUCUUUUUCCUUCCAGACUCUUCAAAACACAAACGCUUUGAUCUGGGUUUAGAAGAUGUGUUAAUUCCUCAUGUAGAUGCUAAAGGGGCUAAAAACUCUGGAGUCUUCCUGAUCCAUGGACCCGAUGAACACAGACACAGGGAAGAAGAAGAACGUCUGAGAAAUAAAAUUCGAGCUGACCAUGAGAAGGCCCUGGAAGAAGCAAAAGAAAAAUUAAGAAAGUCAAGAGAGGAAAUUCGAGCAGAAAUUCAGACAGAGAAAAAUAAGGUAGUCCAAGAAAUGAAGACCAAAGAGAAGAAGACACUGCCACCAGUCCCUAUUCCAAACCUUGUAGGAAUAAAUGGUGGAGACCCAGAAGAUAAUGACAUAAGAGAGAAAAGGGAAAAAAUUAAAGAGAUGAUGAAACAUGCCUGGGAUAAUUAUAAGACAUAUGGGUGGGGACAUAAUGAACUCAGACCUAUUGCAAAGAAAGGACACUCCACUAACAUAUUUGGAAGUUCACAAAUGGGUGCUACCAUAGUAGAUGCUUUGGAUACCCUUUAUAUCAUGGGACUUCAUGCUGAAUUUCUGGAUGGGCAAAGAUGGAUUGAAGACAACCUUGAUUUCAGUGUGAAUUCAGAGGUAUCUGUGUUUGAAGUCAACAUUCGAUUUAUUGGAGGCCUACUUGCAGCAUACUACCUUUCAGGAGAGGAGAUAUUCAAGAGUAAAGCUGUGCAAUUGGCUGAGAAACUCCUUCCUGCCUUUAACACACCUACUGGGAUUCCCUGGGCAAUGGUGAAUCUGAAAAGUGGAGUGGGCCGAAACUGGGGCUGGGCAUCUGCAGGUAGCAGCAUUCUGGCUGAAUUUGGUACACUGCAUAUGGAGUUUGUCCAUCUCAGCUACUUGACAGGGGACCUGGUUUACUACAAAAAGGUCAUGCAUAUUCGGAAACUACUUAGGAAAAUGGAUCGUCCAAAUGGUCUUUAUCCAAAUUAUUUGAAUCCAAGAACAGGGCGCUGGGGUCAGUAUCAUACAUCAGUCGGUGGUCUGGGAGACAGUUUUUAUGAAUACUUACUGAAAGCAUGGUUGAUGUCGGAUAAAACAGACCAUGAGGCAAGAAGGAUGUAUGAUGAUGCUAUUGAGGCUAUAGAAAAACUCUUAUUAAGCAAGUCCCGUGGAGGUCUUGUCUUUAUUGGAGAAUGGAAGAAUGGGCACUUGGAAAAGAAGAUGGGGCAUUUGGCCUGCUUUGCUGGGGGAAUGUUUGCACUAGGAGCAGAUGGUUCCAGAAUGGAUAAAGCUGGUCAUUAUUUAGAGCUGGGGGCGGAAAUUGCACGUACAUGUCAUGAGUCGUAUGACAGAACUGCAUUAAAACUAGGUCCUGAAUCAUUCAAGUUUGAUGGUGCAGUGGAGGCUGUAGCUGUCCGGCAGGCUGAAAAAUAUUACAUCCUCCGUCCUGAAGUAAUUGAAACCUAUUGGUACCUAUGGCGAUUCACUCACGAUCCAAGAUAUAGGCAGUGGGGCUGGGAAGCAGCACUGGCCAUUGAAAAGUAUUGCCGAGUCAGUGGUGGAUUUUCUGGGAUCAAGGAUGUAUAUUCCUCUACUCCUACACAUGAUGAUGUACAGCAAAGCUUCUUUCUUGCUGAAACAUUAAAAUAUUUGUAUCUGCUGUUCUCUGGUGAUGACCUUUUACCUUUAGACCACUGGGUGUUUAAUACAGAGGCUCACCCUCUGCCUGUGUUACAUUUAGCCAACACCAAACUUUCAGGUAAUCCUGCUGUUCGAUGAAAGCAGCUGCAGAAGGACGAUUCUCACCUGUGUUUUGUUUACAUGGACCACUAUAGAAUUAGUCUGGAGAGGCAGCUUUUGAAAAUCUGGACCUCUAAGUCAACGUGGCAGGGUGAAACUAUUCCCCGAAAGACUUUUCAACUUGUAGAUAUAUCAACUUUGAAAUUAUUCCAUUUUAUACCUGACCAAAACAUGUUCUGGUAUGUGCUUUGAUUCUUAAUGAGGUGGUCACAUGACAAAUGAUUCCUAUUACAACUGUAUUGUUUUUAGAGUCUUGGAGGCUAGACUUCAAGCCAAGAAUAUAGAGCACCUUGCAGGAGUUAAGGCUGGCUUUUGGAACCAGUUAUAUAUUUGUUUCCUCCUACAGUGGAGCAGCUUUCAAAUAAAAUAUUUACACAUUGUUUAUCCCUUUUUUCUUCAUUUUAAUAAUGGAAUGAACUAAGAUAAAUAAGAACAAAAUAAUAGUACAUAACUGCAUCGGUGACGAGAAGACUUGAAAAAGGAACAGAAGUACUUGUCCCUGUCUGAAUUUUCAAGUUCCCUGUUGGAUGACCAGACUGGCAACUGUUUCAAAUCCCAAUCUAUUUCAUUGAAAUUUCUUGGUUAAAUUUAAUUUUCUCUGGGGGCAUGAUCUCACAAAGAAUAUUUUUCAAGUCUUUGUAUCCAUAUGGAAUCGCUGAAACUGCUAUUUAUCAUAAACACUUAUGAGCCUGGGUUUGGGAUUUUGUGCAUGUAGUGCAGUCUCGUGUUGGUAGCAUGACAAAAAGUGGGGAAAAUGCCAGUUUGUUGCCUUGAAACCUGUUGUGAAAGAAAUUCUUCAUUUUGUUGGUAGAUUAUUUUUCUGAACCAACAAAUCUACCAAGUAAAGUUCAUCCACUUAAAUGUCAUAAUAAAGUUAAUAGAGUCACUCAAUUUAUUUAUGUGGCUUGGCAAAACUAUACUAUUAUGCAGCUCUGAAUUUGCCUUGAUAAGCUAAAUUACUUUCACAACUUAAAGCAAAAACAAAACAAUGAAACUUUCUUAAAUAUUCUAUCUGGAAUGGAGCUACUGGAUUCUUUAUUAUCUCAUCAGAUAAGUGAACUAUUCACAGAUAUUUUAUGUUUUUUAUUUUCUCUAAGGAUAUUUAUAGAAAUCCAAAAAAUUAAUGAGAAUAGCUUCAAAAUAAUUUUGAGUGAUCAAAGUGUAGUAUAAUUAAUCAUAUUACCCUAAAAUUAGGAUAUAUUUAAGGGACUUUCUCUUACCAUAAGUAGGUUUUACAUUCAUAUUUCUUUUUAAAGAAAUACUAGUUCUUUAUAUUUUGGCAGGAAGAACUUAAAUUUUAUCAAUAACUAUAAUGUAAGAUAAACAUCUAGUGCUUAUAAAUUUUUCGUCCCUUGAAUUUAGGUGACAGUGCAAGACAAUUUUUUCUAUUUUCAUUUACUAUAGACAACUUCCAUUGACAUUAAUAAAAGUUAGAAACAGUACAAUUAGUUUCAUAUUUAUUCUGAAUUUGAAAAUUUCAUGAAACAAAGUUUGUACAAGAAGCCCACCUUAGAAUUCUGAAAACCUGUUUCCUUAUUUGAUAACUGUUCUUUUUAACCUUCUCUUAGCUUGUAGAUUUAAGUUGGGGAAAGAUUUAAUAAGUUAAUAUAAUUAAAUAUUUUCUAAAAUUGUUUGUCUAUGCCUCAAAUGAUGAAACAGUCCUUACAAUUCAGCCACUGAUCUAUAAAUGAAAGCCACCCCCAAAUUAAGUCUUUAAGAAAAUUAAGUUUUAGCACAUAUUUUGAAAUUAUAAUAUCUUUUUCUGCUUGAACACUUAAAAAUUUUAAAUGUGAGUGGCAGAUGACUAUAACUUUAGAAAAGGGAAAAUGUUUGGUUUUCAAAAAAAAGUUAGGCUUCCACCUAAAAAUUAGCAAAGUCCCAGAGCAGCAGUGCAUAUGUCAAUGAACUCUCUCUCACUUUGUUUAGAAGAAUGCAGAGUAAAGGGACCUGGGUUCCCCAGGAACUUCUCAAGGGGUGAGAAGAACAGAACCCCUAUCCCCAACUGCUCUGUUUGUGUUACUCAGAUGACCAGGGCUUAAGAGAAAGCAAAGUAUACAAGCAGGUCCGUUCUGGUAUAGACAAAGAACUUGAGAGAACAGUUGAAGAGUCUUCUUCAUGACCCCACUUUCUUUGUGAUGAUAAAACUAGACCUUAUAACAAUGGUUCCAUUUUUUUCUUCUCUGAAUACCAAAGGCAGUUGAAGUCAACUACAAACUACUUGCCAGUAUCAUUUUAUUUUUGUUAUAGAUUUUUAAAUUAUUCCUCCAAGAUCAAUCCUUAUCCCAUAUUCUGCAUAGUUUCCAAGAGUAUUCUUUACUUUCUUCUGUCCUUUACAGCCCUUUGCAUUUUGUAGACUUUAUUUCUCAGGUUAAAUACUCACUGCAUUUAUAAGAUAUUCUGCAAGGAGCCCAGAAAUGCUCCUUUCCAGGUGCCUCCUAAAAGAGCUGAUUCCCCACCUUGUGCCUUUGGCACAAAUGUGCAGAAUACAUAGAUCAGUUGGUACAUAAAAGAAAAAAUUAGGAAUGUCAAAUACCCCUCUACCUUCUACAGUUAUUUCUCAUCUGUUUAGAAUCACACUUUUUGGUUCAAGCCAGAUUUUUUGUUUUUAAUAUAACCAGUGUAAAGUUGUUAAAAGGGGGCCCUAACCAAAAAGAAAUCUCAGUGCAGAAAAAUAAAUCUCCAGUCAGGAGGUUCUUACUUCUUGGUAGGUUGCAUAUUUGAUGUCUCUCUAACACCAACAUAUUCCUGCCUGCGAGCAGAUGUAUGUAAAAGUAAAAUGUGGGUAUUGAAGGAAUACAUUGUUUUUGUAGAAUAUUGACCCUGAUUCUCUAUAAUGUCAUCUAGGGCAACCCAGGGCUUCACUUGGUAGAUUUUAAGCAGGCAGUUUGAAAUUUUGAUCAUCAUCCUCUCAUCUUCACUCUUCAUUGCCAAAGUCUUUUGUCAAACCUCCAGAUUUGCUGAAGAAAGAUUGUGCUUGCCAUUCCUGUUAUAAUGCAGUUUCUCCUUAAGCCUGGAUUUCUUUGAAUGAGCACAUGAGUAAAUGAGAGAAUGAAUGAACAAACAUGUGUGAAGUACCUAAUACAUGUCAAGCAUUGUGCCUGGCACUUUCAAGCAUUAGAACAUUUUAUGUGAUUCCAAUGGCUUUUUCUGUAUGAGAGUAGUUUGUAUCAUUUUAAAUGUUGUCCAAUAUGAAUUGUGUUAUUAAGUUCUUAAUUUUAUAUUUCAUAUAAAUUAAAGAGGAAAAGAAAAGGUUUAUAAUAUAUUUUAAACAAUAUGUUACUAUAUAAUACUACUAUAAUUGUAGUCAAUAACUAAAGUCUCUUGGAAAAUGUCAAAUAUUUGAUUUCUGAUGCAACUUUGACUAAAAUAUUUACUUUAGAAAUAAAAACAUUCUUAUUUUGCUAUAUCAUUUUAAUUACAUAAUUAAAAAUCAAUGUUUUAUAGAAGUGCUGGUUAUUUCAUAUUAAAAAAGUUUUGUCACAUAAUUCAUGAGUAAAACUUGUAGUUGUAAGUUGUCUUUGCUCUGUUAUGGGUCCUACUGAAGGUCCCAGGCUGUUGAACAUAAAGAAAAAGAUACUAAAAUAUUUCUAAGUUCCAAAUAACAGUUCCUAGUAAUAAUAUUCUUAGUUCUUAUUUUCAUUUAGGUUUCUUACACUCAAAUUGGCUAGCCCUUAUCUUAUCCACUUUUAUAUAGAUGUAUACAUAAAUACAGUUAUACAUAGAGAGAUUUUUAAUACUAUUUGUUAAUUAACAAACACAGUUGGUAACUGGUUUUGGCUUCACAAAUUAUAAGCAGAAUAUUUGAGUGAUCGCAUAUGAUAUGGAGAUACUUUAAUCCACUUAUUUUGGUUCAAGAACAUUAGUGAAGAUGAUUUUUUAUUCGGCUCAUUCAGAUCAUUAUGGAGAUGCUCUUUUUGAUCUAUAAUCAGUCAGCAAGAUUUUCUGAAAAAGGCAAGAUAAUAUUUUAGGCUAUGUGAGCUAUACAGUUUCUCUUAUUGCUCAAUUCUGCUGUUAGGGUGUGAAAGCAGCUAUUGACAAUACUAAAUGAAUGGGUAUAGCUGUGGCCCAGUAAAACUUUAUAUAUAAAAACAGAUGGAGGGCUGAAUUUGUCCCACAGGUCAUAGUCGUUGACCCUAAUCCCAAGUUUAAUUUGUAUAAGACCCUCUAACCUUUGAUCCAUAUCUUUUCUGUUUUUUUAUUUACGUAAUUCAUUUUUAAAGCAAAAAGUUGUUCAUAUGUAUGAUUGUAUGUAUUUGUAUAACCUAAAGCUAUAUAUUUUGUUGUCUUGAAAGAAAGUAGAUACACUUUUCCUGGAGUCUGUUCAGGUUUCAGGAUGAUAUGACUAUCAUGAAAGAUAGUGUGUGUUGGGGGAAGUGGACUUGCUCUCAGCCAUUAUCCUCGUCUUGUCAUUUGAUGCCAUAAUUCCAGAUUCUCCAUGUAAAAGGAAGGUCUGUGUGGUGUCAAAUAUUAUAUUCUCUCCACGUUCUGUCUGCCCAUUGACACUUGGACCAGGACUCUGGAUUGCUGGAGCUGCAGAAAUUCAUCCACUUGGGUACUUUUAGAGCUCUGUGACAAGAAUAUGAAAGAAUUUCUGAUCUUUGUGCUGCAGAAACCAAUCUUCUGAAAAAUUCUAAGCAAAAGAAAAUGGGUUAUGUGCCUCAUUUGCCAUUUGGUAGCCACUAUUCCUAUUGACUACAGGCAGCCACUGUAGAAGGGUACUGUCCCUGUUACUUCUAGAAUAUCCUAAGGCUGAGGAGUACAGACACACGAUCUGUCCAAAAGGAGAGUUCCCUUUCUCUUUUCUUUCAUAAUUCUCCUCAAUUCUUUUACAAGUCAAUAGCAUUAUUUCAGAAUGUCAGUAUGCAUCGUUUUUCAAUUAAAGCAUACCUCAACCUUAAACUUUCACUAUUUAACAACUAAUCCAUUUCAAACUUGAUUUGAGCCCAGCAAUUACAGAGCUCAUAAAAUUGCCCAUGAAAUUACAUAACAGCAUAUUACUAGCAUAUAUAUUGCACUGUACCAGUCAUUCUGACAGAUAAUAGAUUUUUCACUAAGAAGUCUAUCAAAUAUUUCACUAUUUUUGGAAAAUCUAAAGGAGGGAAGAAAGCCUAUAUUCAGAAUGAUAGAGGAGACAGAAAUUGUUUCUUUCACAUUAUAUGAGCUGUCUUUCUAGGUCCAACAUACUAUAAGGUUUCCUCAGCUCAGUGUGAAUGUAAGUGUGAGUACUUAAGCACAUAUACCCACAUACAUACAUAAUUAAUGUGUAGAAGAUUUUAAACAUACCUGCAAAUGUCUUUCAGCUAUUUGAAUUCCACAGAAGUCUACUGCAAGUUGUAUACCAGAAAACGUCAUAAAGAUACAAGCUUAGCUCUUUUUUGGGAAAAAUUAUUUUUUUAGAAAAUUUACAAUUUUUUGCUGAAUUAAGUAUCGGCAAUUUUAAUUAAUGGAUUUGGAAGUUGAAAUGCCAUUCUUCAAUCUCACUGGUCUCAAAUUCACUGAUAAAAAUUUUUCCCUAAACUAAUACGUGGGGUAAAAUAUAACCUCCUAAAUUGGUACCCACUGGCUGCUCCUGAACUGGUUUCUAGUCAUGUCCUCCAUUAUGUGAUUUUUACAAAUUAAAGUAAUAUUGUAUAUUAAAGACUAAAUAAAUAUGUUCUUUAAGUGAAA